Molecule: messenger RNA, 797 nt
Organism: Galeopterus variegatus (Sunda flying lemur)
Lineage: Eukaryota; Metazoa; Chordata; Mammalia; Dermoptera; Cynocephalidae
Product: chymase-like
Exons: 5
Coding region: 13-753 (246 amino acids)
Biological process (GO): proteolysis
Cellular component (GO): cytoplasm; intracellular membrane-bounded organelle
Molecular function (GO): serine-type endopeptidase activity
Source: RefSeq, a predicted model, not a curated record
CUCUCUGAGAAGAUGCAUCUUUCUCUCUCCAUGCUGCUCUUUCUCUUAUGCUCCAGAGCUGAUGCCGGAGAGAUCAUCGGGGGCACAGAGUGCAAGCCACACUCCCGCCCCUACAUGGCCUACCUGGUAAUUCUCACUUCUCAGAACCACCAGAAGAAUUGUGGUGGUUUCCUAAUAAGACGGAACUUUGUGCUGACAGCCGCUCACUGUUCAGGAAGAUCUAUGACAGUCAUCCUGGGAGCCCAUAACAUAAGUAAGAAAGAAGACACGUGGCAGAAGCUGAAGGUUGUAAAGCAAUUCCCUCAUCCAAAAUAUGGUUCUAUUUUAUUUCACCAUGACAUCAUGUUACUAAAGUUGAAGAAGAAAGCCAACCUGACCCUGGCCGUGGGGACACUCCCCCUCCCAUCCCAAUUCGACUUUGUUCCACCUGGAAGAAUGUGCCGAGUAGCCGGCUGGGGAAAGACAGGUGUGAUGGAGCCAGGCUCAGACACUCUGCAAGAGGUGAAGAUGAGACUCAUGGACCCCGAGGCCUGCAAACACUUCUCAACUUUUGACCACACUCUCCAGCUGUGUGUGGGCAAUCCCAGGAAGACAAGAUCUGCAUUUAAGGGAGACUCUGGGGGUCCUCUUCUGUGUGCUGGGGUGGCCCAGGGCAUUGUCUCCUAUGGACAUCCUGACGCAAAGCCCCCUGGUGUCUUCACCCGAAUCUCUCAUUACCGGCCCUGGAUCAACAAAAUCCUGAAGGAGAACUAGCCCUGGAAGGGGUCUUUCACCAGACCUGAGCAGAGCAGGUUCUC